CUUCGCAAACACGACACAGUUUGCCAACUUCUGAAGCCUUUGUGCUUUUAUUUUGAAGCGGCGCUCGUCCCUCUUCCGCCGCGGUCUCCGUCCUGCUGUGCGCAGCCCGCCGCGGCUCGUGCAGCCUUCAGACGGCGCUGACAGGCUGAGGAGCGGAGCGCAGAGGAGCGGAGCACCGAGGGCCGUCCUGAGAGCAAGUCCUGUCCCGACAGCAAGUCCUCUCCCGACAGCAGCAGCAGCAGCAGCAGGAGGAACAACCUGUUCAACCAACUUCACUCAACUUUUACCGCUCUUCUCCUGGACACACGAGCCGGGGCGACGGUCGAGCUCGGACCUCGGACCAGAAACUCCGAGGCGAUUCGGGAAAGUUGUGUUCCUGCUGCGAGCAGCGGGGGGGCACCGUGUGACAAGUCGCUCCGGAGAUGUCGGGAGCGUACUGCAAAAGUUUGUACCCGUUCAGCGGGGAGCAGCACCAGCAGGGACUGAGCUUCGAGGCCGGGGAUAUCAUCAAGGUGGUCCAGGCUCUGCCCGGAGGCUGGUGGGAGGGAGAGAGGGAUGGAGACAGAGGAUGGUUCCCCUCCAGUUACGUCCAGGUCCUGGAGACAGCAUCCCUGAGUCAGCUUCCUGUCGAGGACCUCAAGGACCCCCUGCCUCCUCAGUGGAGAUGCUACAUGUCUCCACAAGGGCGGCGAUACUACGUCAACACCACCAACAAUGGUUUUCCUUCCUGUGUUGCUGGGUGCAGCAGUGCACGGAGCUGCGAGACGACAUGGGAGAGGCCGUCCAGCACACCUGGGACCCCCAAGAUGUCCCUCCGACACAAGAACUCCCUGCCGGCAGUGAAUGGAUUUCACUCGGGGGGUAGUCCCUUGCAUCAUGUGGAGCACGCUCACAACAGUCUGGUCAGGAAGAGCAGCACAGAGCCACAGAGCCCGGGAUCAACGUCGCCCACCAGGAAACAGAACAAGGAGACCACGGUCACGAUUAACUGUGUGACGUUCCCGUCUCUUGCGUGCAUGCCGGAGCAACAGCUGCUGAAGCCGAGCGAAUGGAGCUACUGCGACUACUUCUGGGGUGAUAAGAGGGACACCCAGGGCAACGGCUGCAUCACAGGAUUCGAGGUCUUGCUGCAGAAACAGCUGAAGGGGAAACAGAUGCAGAAAGAGAUGGCCGAGUUCAUACGAGAAAGGAUAAAGAUAGAAGAGGAGUACGCCAAGAACCUAUCCAAGCUCUCCCAGAUCCCUCUCGCGAGCCAGGAAGAAGGGACUCUGGGGGAGGCUUGGGCCCAGCUGAAGAAGAGCCUGGCAGACGAAGCUGAGGUUCACCUAAAGUUCUCUUCAAAGCUCCAGAGUGAAGUGGAGAAGCCUUUCCUGACCUUCAGGGAGAACUUCAAGAAGGACAUGAAGCGGUUCGACCACCACAUCGCCGACCUACGGAAGCAGCUGGUUGGUCGCUAUGCAUCUGUGGAGAAGGCCCGUAAAGCUCUGGCAGACAGACAGAAGGAGCUGGAGCUGAAGACUCAGCAGCUGGAGAUCAAACUCAGCAACAAGAUCGAAGAAGACAUCAAGAAAGCCCGCAGGAAAUCCACUCAAGCAGGAGACGAUCUGAUGCGCUGCGUCGACCUUUAUAACCAGUCUCAGUCCAAGUGGUUUGAGGAGAUGGUCACCACAAGUCUGGAGUUGGAGCGGCUGGAGGUGGAGCGGGUGGAGAUGAUCAGGCAGCAUCUGUGUCAGUACACCACCCUUCGACAUGAGACGGACAUGUUCAACCAAAGUACGAUGGAGCCGGUGGACAAGCUCCUGCAGUGCGUGGACCCGUGCAAAGACAGAGAGCUGUGGGUGCGGGAGAAUAAGACUGGAGAGAUCAGGCCUGUGGACGUGGAGAUCUGACCUCGGCUCUGCAUAUGCACACUUUUACACCCCCCCCCCUCCCCCCAGCUCACACUGAAGCAGAGGCUGCAGCCUGAGGCCUGACUGAAAUCUGCUGGGAUCUUCACUCCCCCCCCCACCACUGAUCCACUUGUGACUCCUAACAGACUGGGGGACGAUCGAUCAGUCAGCGCUCGCUGGCUCUUCACCUCCCCACAGCAGCCUGCUUGAGGAUGAGGGCAGUGUUUGGGGAGUUUAGUGAGUGGAAAUGAUGCGAUGAAUGAAGAUGUCAGGUAGCAACAGGUGUCAGCUGAAAAUUGGAACCACGAGUGUGAAUUUCGAGACGAACGAUCGCGAAGCAUCAACGAUGAACAUUGAACACGUGUAAAUGUUGAAUAGCUUUCUGUCCCGCAGCAGUGUGGCGCUGCAGCUGUGCGCGUGCUUCAGCUCUGUGAGGUAAUUCUCUGAUUCACUUGUUGUGACUUCAGAACUGCAAGUGGUUGGCAAAAAAAAAAAAAAAAGAUUUAACAGGUGCUGCUGUGCUGAGCAAGAUGCAGUCUGACCUUAGAGUGUUGUAUUACCGUGCACCAGAGUAAGACUAAACUAUUUUAAUACUAAUACCCACCAUAUGCAGGUAUUGACUGUUUGCGCAGCCCCACCCCUUUUGUUACUGUUGCUACACCCGUUAACAAAAAAAAAAAAAAUCAGCUUUCGAUAUUUGAACUGUGUUGACUUUAAUCACGACUGUUGAGUCUAAGCUCACGCUAAACCUCUUCCCCAGCUGGACUUUUCCUGUAAAAGAGUCUCAAAAUAUACACCUUGACAACAUUUGUGAUGUUAACAGACUGGUGAUCGCCAUAGAAGACAUUGAAAUAAAGUGAUUUUCCUCACAGUGUGUGCAGAAAAGAUAUAGUAUAUGUCACAUCCAGUACAAAAAAAACGUAACACUAUCCAACAAGUCUGGCUGUGAGCUUCAAAGGAGCGCUAACGUUACUCUGAACUGUGGUAUACUAGCAGCAUGAUCUCUGAUGGAGCGGAUGUUUAUACGUGUUGGUUUUAUGUGACACUUCAUAUUUAUUGUUAGCUAAUGAUCUGCCCCUAGUCUUUGGAAUUGACUCUGGGUUACGACUACAGGUAGUGAAUCAAAUGGUAUGCAGUAACGCGUGAACGUUAGCAGCUCACACUAAGCCAGGUAAACACUGGGCGCACGCCACGCGUCACAGCCGUAGCUUUGAUUCUCGGUGAUCAUCAGUCAGUGUCGGGGUGAGCCGACUGUCAAUCACUGGAGACUAAAAUCACCAAUCUUCUUAAUUCCUCUGAGAGAAAUCUGAAACCUAAAGCUCAAGAACAUUCCCACCUGUGUUUUACUUCAUUCAUAAUAAGACUUAAAAAUCAUCCAAUUGCACUUUAUAGCCAAAUGAUUUUUUUUUUUUUUUUUAUGAAUAUACUGUAAGUUGCUGUUCAUAUGAAAAUGAUUCUAGAGAGAGCUUACUUGUUACGCUUUUUUUUUUUUUUUCUGAAUUGGGAGUGUGGUGUGUUCGAGGGCAGCCUGGUGUAAAUAUAUGGGAUGUGUGAUUUGCAAUGAAAGGAGGCAAGUGGAGUGAAAGGAUGUACAGUGCAGUAAAUAGUAGAAUCUUACACGAGGACUUGGUAUACACACAUUUGGUACUGGUAGUAUAUGAAACAUACAAAGUGUUUUAUAUGCAGUAGAUAGCUGGCCCUCUAAAUAUUCAGCCAUUUUGGAUCCAGUGUCAGUGCUGCUGCCUGCAGACGCUAAAUGUUGAACAGAAUGCUCUUUCACCACCAUGUCCCGAUCAGUAUUACUGCUUAGUAUUACUUGACUAUUGAGAAACGAGGAUGCAGAUGCUUUUGUACAUUAACAGCUAAAGGUUGACAUUUUUCAUUAAUAAAAUGAAAAUAUGUAUCUUAUGUCA
Messenger RNA from Acanthopagrus latus (yellowfin seabream), 3802 nucleotides. Its product is annotated as growth arrest-specific protein 7-like. The coding region runs from base 423 to 1889 and encodes 488 amino acids. Gene Ontology annotation, cellular component: cytoplasm; actin filament; plasma membrane. The transcript is spliced from 15 exons. Lineage: Eukaryota; Metazoa; Chordata; Actinopteri; Spariformes; Sparidae. The record is from RefSeq and is a predicted model, not a curated record. Gene Ontology annotation, molecular function: actin filament binding. Gene Ontology annotation, biological process: actin filament polymerization; neuron projection morphogenesis.